This is a messenger RNA of Fraxinus pennsylvanica, 408 nucleotides long. The record is from the annotation of a GenBank genome assembly. NCBI's taxonomy places the organism in Eukaryota, Viridiplantae, Streptophyta, Magnoliopsida, Lamiales, Oleaceae.
AUGCAGAGACUACUAGCAGAGGCGCCUCACCCGAUAUUGGUUUUCCCCAUUUUUGAUUCUGCAUCAAUUUCACGAAUUUCACUUCCACAAGGACCUGUCCCUUGCCGCCCAGACCUCCAAAACUCAGUCUCUCACAAACCGGGGCUGAAACAAAACCAGGAGAAUGGGCUUGACUUUGAUGAAGAGGACGGAGUGGGAAUCGAGGUCGUAGAAGCAGAGGCGAAGUACAGCGAGGUUGGAGGAGAGCUCGGCGUUGGUGCCGUCGGAAAACACGUUUUCCUGAAAUGGGUCUUGCGGUGGAGGCGGGAGAGGAUGGUGGAGAGGCGUUGGAGGGAAGUGGAAUCUGGUAGUCGGAGCUUUACUUCACCUUCCAUUUCCCAGUGGCAGUUGGCAGAGGUGAGGAGUUGA